CUUGAUAUUUGAUCAAUAUAACUGCAUUACCAGUCCAAAUUCAGCUGUCUUGAGACCGAUGACAGCCUGGUUUCUCUUGCUGUUGUGGUGUGGACAAGUUUGCCGCCUCCAGCCUAUCGCCAAGAAUCUCCUUCCGGCUUGGCCAUCGAAAGCGACUGCCCGGCACUUGCGGUGGCAGACAUGGCGGGACAUUUACACCACACCUUCCAAGCGAGCCCACCUCGUAAUGUAUGUAAUGUCGCUGUUAGACCUGCCACGGUCGUGCCGCUCUGUUUUUGCCCUCAAGGCCGUGGGCCAAGUUCGUCAGGCUUUAUCGUAGCGGGAGUUCGACAGGACAGGGGUCCAUAGAGUGAC
Canariomyces notabilis is the source of this 354-nucleotide messenger RNA. RefSeq lists its product as uncharacterized. Bases 59 to 319 code for a protein of 86 amino acids. The transcript has 2 exons. NCBI's taxonomy places the organism in Eukaryota, Fungi, Ascomycota, Sordariomycetes, Sordariales, Chaetomiaceae. The record is from RefSeq and is a predicted model, not a curated record.